UUCACACUCUUGACAUAUGCGCGUUCCUGUCGAAGACAGAUACCGGGUAUAAAAGCAUGUGAAGUACAUGGUCGGUAUCAUACUCGUGCACACAUACACAGGUCUAUUUCUACACGAUGUCGUACGAUCUAGCUCCAACUUCAGUCGGUCUUCUAAUAGUGAUUGCUACUAUCACAUUCUAUUAUAUACGUAGCAGAACGGAAAGGAUUAUUGGCGACGCGAAAGAGAAAUAUGGACCACUCACUGAGCCCUGUUCCCCCGGGGACUACAUGUGGAAGCUAGAUACGGAAUACAAUAAGUGCAUGAUCAGUGCCGCAAUUUUAGUUCGUAAUGGGACUCUAGACGAUCUUAACGUUGCGACAGAGAAGCUGAUUCAAGACCCUUGGUUCCGACGAUUUACGGACCGCCUAGCUCUAUUUGAGAACCUACCUUUUUGGGUGAAGGAUACAGAUUUCAAGAAGGAAAAUCAUGUGCAUCGGGUCCUACUCGACGCCUCGCAAAGACCAACAAAUAGUGCUGAAUUGAAGGAAUGGAUUGGACGAUCAAUUGUUGCUGAUCUUCCCAUCGAUCGCCCGUUGUGGAAGAUGGUGAUACUUGAAAAUUAUGAGAAGUGCGAUGAUGGCUCCGGCGACACUAUGUCGUGCGUUCUUCUUAUGGCACAUCACAUUUUGGGUGAUGGCGUCGCAUUCAAUAACAUGAUGAUGACCAUGCUGGAGACUGAAUCGCAGGUGAAGGGUAUUAAAGUAGAAAAGCCAAAGCAGGUCACCCCAACCAAGCCACCUGCAAAGGCACGCCAGACACCCGCAUGGCUUACUUGGCUGUUUGUAGCUUUGUACACCGUACCAAUCAUGGGAAAGUUGAUCAUUUCAAAGAACGAUGUGAAUCCCUUCAAAACACAGAAUGUAAGCGGUAGAAAGGUCGUGGGUAUGCUGGACACUCCCAUCGAAUUAUCCAGAUUGAACGCUGUUCGAAGAAAGCUCGGUUUGUCUAUAAACGAUGUCUUCAUGGGCGUGAUCAGCUGUGCUCUCCAGCGCUUGUUCGCGCGAAUUGAGCCAGACAAUAAAGUAGAGUGUAUCAAAACCGCCAUGAUGGUCAACAUGCGGAGCAGUCCACACGCUAUAAAAAUGGAGAAUCAGUUUGCUACACCCGUGUUCGACAUGGAUGUCACCAACUCUGACCCGCUGGUGGCUUGCAAGCAGAUGGCGCCGGUGAUGGAGGGUAUAAAAACAAAGCCCAUCGCGAAAGUCUUUUUCACCAACGUCGCACUGGUAGCAAAUUUGUUCCCCUAUAUUUGUAAUCAAACUCUUCUCGACUACCUAGCCAGCAAAUCGUCCUGUGUAUUAAGCAAUGUGCCAGGCCCCUCAGAGCGUAUGUAUCUCAAUGGGAAGCUCGUGGAGAGAUUAGCAGCAUGGUCCCCACAACGGAAAAGUUGCUCAUUCGGUAUGACUAUGUACACUCUUGGUGGAAAG
Molecule: messenger RNA, 1469 nt
Organism: Sphaeroforma arctica JP610
Lineage: Eukaryota; Ichthyosporea; Ichthyophonida
Exons: 1
Biological process (GO): triglyceride biosynthetic process
Cellular component (GO): plasma membrane
Molecular function (GO): diacylglycerol O-acyltransferase activity; long-chain-alcohol O-fatty-acyltransferase activity
Source: RefSeq, a predicted model, not a curated record